Molecule: messenger RNA, 780 nt
Organism: Lachancea sp. 'fantastica'
Lineage: Eukaryota; Fungi; Ascomycota; Saccharomycetes; Saccharomycetales; Saccharomycetaceae
Source: the annotation of a GenBank genome assembly
AUGUCUAGCUCAACUUUGUCCGGUGAUGACGAGAUUUUAAGAAUGUUUUUCGACGAGCAGUUUGUCUCCUUUGGUUACAUAGACCUACUGUUGUCGCCGGACGAACAAAUAGGUGGCCUACAAUCAAUAUCAUCAACGCUACUAUCCAGACUAGAUCUGUAUACAGACCGGUUGACAACACAAUUAGAGUCAAAGAUACGAAAGCUUCGAAAGCCAACAGAACUUUUGACUUACACCAAUGCAAAUACCGAAGUCGAACGCACCACAAAACUUCAGUAUUACUUGGACACCCUGAGCAACUCCGUCAAAGACCUAAAAGACGGCAUAGCAAAGGUUGAAACUGAGCUAGAAGAUCAGAAUCCAAAAGGGAGCACGGACAAUGCGAAGUCAGUGCAGGCAUUGCAAGAUCUGAAUCUGGUCAAAAAUAGACUAAUCAAAGUCUCGGUAUGUUUGGCAGAUCUUCGAGCCAUAGUGAUCGCUUCUUUUGAAGGUAUCGGUGAGGACGAAAUUCCCCAAACGGUAACCUUGGCUGAUUUCGAGGACUCCCUAAAUGUACUGGGAGAUAUUUUGUGUGCAGAUUUCAAAAGAUGUCUGACGGAAGAGACCCCAGCAAGCCGGAAUGUUGCGCUUUUGGAUAAAGUGUUAAAGUAUGAGGAGCUCAGAAAUGCUUUCAAGUGUCUCGCCAAAUUUGGCUCGGCAUACGACGUUUUCGUGGACCGCAUCAGAGCAGAAGCCGAACAGUAUCUACAAAAGAAGAAUAUCGACUCAACUUUCCUCUAA